Cephus cinctus (wheat stem sawfly) is the source of this 2882-nucleotide messenger RNA. RefSeq names its product probable leucine--tRNA ligase, mitochondrial (gene LeuRS-m). Bases 100 to 2760 code for a protein of 886 amino acids. Gene Ontology annotation, biological process: mitochondrial translation; leucyl-tRNA aminoacylation. Gene Ontology annotation, molecular function: ATP binding; leucine-tRNA ligase activity. The transcript has 8 exons. The record is from RefSeq and is a predicted model, not a curated record. Gene Ontology annotation, cellular component: mitochondrion. NCBI's taxonomy places the organism in Eukaryota, Metazoa, Arthropoda, Insecta, Hymenoptera, Cephidae.
GAUUCAAAAUGGCUACCGUCAAUUGUUAUGUAUGUAAUGUGCUAUACACAACAUGUUCAGUUUUAAAAACUUAUUAAAUAUUAUAUAAAAAUAUUUAUUAUGAGACAAACCAUUAUUUUCUCGCCAAAGUUAAUAUCUAAGAUAGUCGCUGACAAUGUCUACAAAUGUACUUUAAUAAGACACGCUUCCACGGGCUUACAACUAUGGGAACAAGAUAUAAACAUUGAAAUAAAGCACAAAAUAGAAAAUUAUUGGAAAGAUAAAGUAAAUAGAAUAUCAAAUAAUGAUAGUUCGAAGGAAAAGUUUUACGUAUUAUCUAUGUUCCCAUAUCCAUCCGGGGCAUUACACAUGGGACAUGUGCGAGUUUAUUCUAUAAGUGAUUCCAUUGCACGAUUCUCUAGAAUGAAAGGAAAAUAUGUGAUACAUCCUAUCGGCUGGGAUGCUUUUGGUUUACCUGCAGAAAAUGCUGCUAUAGAGAAAGACAUAGAUCCUGCAGAAUGGACGAAACAAAAUAUUGAAAAUAUGCGAGAGCAAUUAAAUACCUUAGGAUGUUCAUUUGACUGGGAUCGAGAAUUGUCAACUUGUGAUCCCAAAUAUUACAAAUGGACACAGGAGCUUUUCUUAAAACUAUUCGAUAGAGGUUUAAUUUAUCAGAAAGAAGCCUUUGUUAAUUGGGAUCCAGUGGAUCAAACAGUCUUAGCUGAUGAACAAGUCGACUCAAACAAUCGAUCUUGGAGAUCUGGUGCUAAAGUUGAGAAAAAGUUAUUAAAUCAGUGGUUCAUUAAAACCACAAAAUUUGCCAAACCCUUAUUGGAUGGUUUAACUAAUCCAAUGCUCCGAAAUUGGCGCGAUAUUAUAAAGCUACAACAACAUUGGAUAGGAGAUUGCAAUGGUACAAACUUCGAAUUUAAAGUACUGUCAAAUGUCCCAGGGUAUCCAAAAACAUUAUCACUGUGGACCGACAAACCAGAACGCAUCGAGCAGACCAAGUUUGUCGCAAUUAGUACAAGAAGUAUUUUGAACCAAAUUGAAGACUCUGAAUGUGUUGGUACAGAAAAACGAUUGAGUGCUACAAUCUUAAAUCCCUUUACCGGAGAAGAAUUGCCCAUAUUUUCAACAAAUAAAAUAAAAUUUACAAGAUUUAGAGAUAAUCAUCUAGGUAUACCUUGUGAGUCUGAAAACGACGCAAGUUUUUGCAAUAGCAUGGGAAUCCACUUCGAAGCAGCGAAAGAACUUUCGCCUGAAGAACGAGAGCAAAAAAUUUCCAAAAUUCUCAAUACAGCCAAACAAUUGAAUAUAGGUGGCUAUCCAGUUAGUUUCAAACUCAGAGAUUGGUUGAUAUCACGUCAACGCUAUUGGGGCACACCCAUUCCAAUAAUACAUUGUGAAAAUUGCGGUGUUCAACCAGUACCAAGGAAAGACCUUCCAGUAGAACUUCCAAAAAUGAGCAACACCAUCAGAAAGUCAUCCUCGUUAGCCGAGGUCACUGACUGGGUUAAAACUCAAUGUCCUAAAUGCGGGAAGAGUGCGAAAAGAGAAGUCGACACAAUGGACACGUUUGUCGACAGUUCAUGGUAUUUUAUGAGAUACAUUGACUCAAAUAAUGAUAAGGAAAUCUUUGCAAAAGAUAAAGCUAAUCAAAUGUUACCUGUUGAUCUAUACAUCGGAGGAAAGGAACACGCUGUCUUACACCUUUAUUAUGCACGAUUUAUGAAUCAUUUUCUGCAUUCGGAGGGGUUAUUACCAACAUCCGAACCCUUCAAACAACUUCUUGUCCAAGGAAUGGUAAUGGGCAUGUCCCAUAGGACUAAUGAUUCUGGCAAAUACCUCAAGGCAGACGAAGUGGAAAAGGUUGGAGAAGUAUACGUUGAAAAGAGUACCGGAAAUCCUGUAACUAGUUCUUGGGAAAAGAUGUCUAAAUCGAAGUAUAACGGGGUGGAUCCUUCUGAAAUGUUUGAAAACUAUGGCACCGAUACCACCAGGUUGCUCAUUUUAGCAGAUGUUGCACCAACCUCACAUAGAAAUUGGUCAACAGCUACAUUUCCCGGUAUUCUGGGUUGGCAACAUCGGCUGUGGAUAACCGUGAGACAAUUUUUAAAAUGCCGAAAUGAACUGACAAAUCAAAUUAUAGCAAAGCCACCGAGCAAAAAGUUUAUUGAAGAAAACGCAUAUAUGUUCGACAGUCGAAAUUUCUACGUAAAGGGUGUCACUUUUAACAUAGUUGACUCGCAGCAACUCAGUGUGGGCAUAUCGAAGAUGCAAGGAUUAACAAAUAGUAUACGAAAAGCAUCAUCAGAAUGCAUCGCAAAAAGUCGUGAAUUCGAACGUGCUUUGGCUGCACAAAUAAUAAUGUUAGCACCAUUAGCCCCGCAUUUUGCUUCAGAAUUAUGGGCUGGUUUUUGUUCAGCCCCUCAUAGACUUGCAAAUGAUGGAGACAUUCAAUGGGAUAAGGAUGUUUUGGAACAAAGUUGGCCGGAAGUGGACAUGGAUUACAAAUUAAACGUCACUGUUUAUAUAAAUAAUGGUGAAAUCUCGAAGAUUAAAAUCCCCCGUAAAACGUUGGAUAACAUAUCGGCUGAAGAAUUGGCGUCACUAGUCACCAACCACGAGACAGUUGCACCGCGCAUCAGGAAGAGGAUCAUUAGCGAAAUCACUGUUCACGUAGAGGAAGGCUGCGAUGGAAGUUGUUAUAUUAAAACAAUGAAAAAUGUGGAAAAUAAUUUGAAGCAAGGAUACAGUGUAAAAGUGCAAUCUUGUUAAAAAAAAUCCAGUGCUUCUUACAUACAUAAUCGAAAAACUCGAUUAAUUGUAGAACGAUUAGCAGAGAAAUGUAUAAAUGAGUUAUUAGUGUAUAAAAUAAAUAAUUUGUUAUGUUAGAAGUA